This is a messenger RNA of Vigna angularis (adzuki bean), 2320 nucleotides long. RefSeq names its product serine/threonine-protein kinase D6PKL2. Gene Ontology annotation, cellular component: cytoplasm; nucleus; plasma membrane. The record is from RefSeq and is a predicted model, not a curated record. Lineage: Eukaryota; Viridiplantae; Streptophyta; Magnoliopsida; Fabales; Fabaceae. The transcript has 4 exons. Bases 354 to 2192 code for a protein of 612 amino acids. Gene Ontology annotation, biological process: protein phosphorylation. Gene Ontology annotation, molecular function: protein serine/threonine kinase activity; ATP binding.
UCUUGGUUUUGGCGACAAAAACCCUUUGAAAUUAUUGAAUCAAGAAAAAAGCUUUGCUUUACCUUUGACCCCUCUCUCUCUCUCCUCUCUCUCUUUCUCUCUCUCUCUCUCUCUAAGCUACCACCAGCUCCCUAUCUACAGUGCUAUCUCUCUCUGCUAAAGCAACGAAGCUGUGUUCUGAUCCUUCAAAUUAGAUUCCACUUUUCCUCUUCAAGAUCCAUUUUUUAUACAAUUCUCUCAGGAUCACUCUCUUCUACCUGCUUCUGGUUGUUUGUUGUUUUUGGAGAGAUAAAUGGAUGCUGAGCCACUGUUUUGGUCGAUUUGAUCUUGAUUGAAACUUUUUAGUAUUUCUGAUGGACUCAAAAACUAGCUCUAGAUCUCUUCCGAAACACCAUCAGAAGACGGCUGGAAUUCAAACCCUUGAGGCAAAAGACAACGGGUCUUCAGGGAAUCCAGCUUCUCUGAAAACAGGGAAAAGUGAACUGGCUGGUCCAGAGGAUUUAUCCAAGUCUGUAGGAACCGUUUCCAAACAGAAUACUGGGGAAACUGCUGAAAACAAGAAGUUAGGAGUUUCAAUCCAAAAGGGGUCUGCCGAUUCCUUGAGCAAUAAAAGUAGUUCUGGUGCUUCUUCAUCUGUUCUCGACAAGGCGGAUGGUGCUGUUAAUGAGAACAUAGGCUCACAGGAAAGCUCCAUUGACCAAGACAAAAAGACAUCGGAAUAUGGAAGUGUAAAGAACAGUUCUGUUUCUGCCAAAGUUAGUGAUGGGGCGAGCAGUCUUGCAAAGACAAGUGGAAGUGCCAAGAUUAGUGACAGAGCUGAUUUUGUUGAGAGUGGUAAGAGCAGUAUUUACAGAGGAAGUACAAGCAGUGAUGUGAGUGAUGAGAGUACUUGUAGUAGCUUUAGUAGCAGCAUAAACAAACCUCACAAGGCAAAUGACUUGAGAUGGGAAGCCAUUCAAGCAGUUCGAAGUAGAGAUGGGGUGUUGGGAUUAGGUCACUUUAGACUACUGAAGAGGCUGGGUUGUGGGGAUAUAGGCAGUGUUUACCUCUCCGAGUUGAGUGGAACUAAAUGUUACUUUGCAAUGAAGGUAAUGGACAAAGGGUCCCUAGCGAGUCGCAAAAAGCUACUGCGUGCCCAGACAGAAAGAGAAAUCCUGCAGUCUCUUGAUCACCCAUUUCUCCCAACUUUGUAUACUCAUUUUGAAACUGAGAAAUUCUCAUGUUUGGUAAUGGAAUUCUGCCCAGGUGGUGACCUCCAUACUCUCAGGCAGAAGCAACCAGGGAAGCAUUUUCCUGAGCAGGCAGUAAAAUUUUAUGUAGCAGAGGUCCUUCUGGCUUUGGAGUACCUGCACAUGCUUGGGAUUGUCUACCGUGACCUUAAGCCAGAAAAUGUCCUUGUUAGGGACGACGGACAUAUUAUGCUCUCUGACUUUGAUCUCUCCCUCCGAUGUGCUGUCAGUCCGACCCUUGUGAAAACCUCAUCCACGGAUUCUGAGCCUUUAAGAAAGAACCCUGUUUACUGUGUCCAACCAGCAUGUAUUGAACCACCUUCCUGCAUCCAACCAUCCUGUGUUGCACCCACUACAUGCUUUUCACCCCGGCUCUUCUCUAGCAAAUCAAAGAAAGACCGGAAGCCAAAAACUGAAAUUGGCAACCAAGUGAGCCCAUUACCUGAGCUGAUUGCAGAGCCUACUGAUGCUCGGUCCAUGUCAUUUGUUGGAACUCAUGAAUACUUGGCACCUGAGAUCAUCAAGGGUGAAGGUCAUGGGAGUGCAGUUGAUUGGUGGACUUUUGGGAUCUUUCUAUACGAGCUGUUGUUCGGUAAAACUCCCUUCAAGGGAUCCGGUAACCGAGCCACGCUGUUUAACGUUGUCGGGCAGCCGCUGCGUUUUCCAGAAGCACCUGUUGUGAGUUUUGCAGCAAGGGAUCUUAUAAGGGGGUUGCUGGUGAAAGAACCUCAGCACAGAUUGGCAUACAAAAGAGGGGCAACUGAGAUAAAGCAACACCCUUUUUUUGAAGGUGUGAACUGGGCAUUGAUCAGAUGUGCUACCCCACCAGAGAUCCCAAAGGCUGUAGAGUUUGAGAAGAUACCUUCCCCAGCCACAUCAGGUGGUGGUGAAAAGGCUGUUAACCACAUGUCAAUAGCUAAUCAGAAAGGUUCUGAUAAUUAUCUGGAGUUUGAUUUCUUCUAGAGGUAGAGACACUAUUUAAGAGGGGAGGAACUUUUUUUCAAUGUUUCAGAAAACAGACCAUGAGGAAUUGUAUGUUUGUUUUUUGUUGGCUAUUUGCAGUUUCAAAUUUGUAUGGCACAAUUAAUGCA